This is a messenger RNA of Drosophila bipectinata, 4562 nucleotides long. RefSeq names its product intraflagellar transport protein rempA (gene rempA). The record is from RefSeq and is a predicted model, not a curated record. Gene Ontology annotation, biological process: intraciliary retrograde transport. Gene Ontology annotation, molecular function: protein binding. NCBI's taxonomy places the organism in Eukaryota, Metazoa, Arthropoda, Insecta, Diptera, Drosophilidae. Gene Ontology annotation, cellular component: axoneme; ciliary basal body; intraciliary transport particle A.
CAGGAUGACACUGUAUUUUGAUACCAAAAUCGAGUUCCUGGAUUCGGAUGCAGUUAGCACUAUUAGUAGCUGGCAUCCCAGUGAGCCACUGUUUGCGGUGGCCUCUUUCAGUUCGGAACGUGGUGGUUCUGUAACCAUAUUUGCAGAUACUGGUGAACCCCAACGGGAUGUAACCUACCCAGUGCACGCCACCUCCCAGGCUACAGCCUUGUGCUGGCAUCCCGAGAAGGCACUGCUGGCCAGCGGGUGGGAGCAUGGCGACAUCCAUGUGUGGUUUGCCGGUCAUCGGGAGUUCGCCAGCGUAAAUGCGCCCCACAAGGCGGCCAUUGUCCUGUUGCAGUUCAGUGAACAGGGCGGACGGAUGGUAACAGCAGAUGCCAUGGGCCUGGUUACCGGUUGGCGCUGCGAUGGCCAGUAUCAGUUCCUGACCAUGUUCUCUCACGAUCUGCGGGAGGUGCUGCUCCUGAUCUGCUUUCGGCGAACGGUGGAGAGCGAAGUACGCGAGGAGAUGGCCAAUCUGGCAAAGGCGGCAGUGGCCGGAGACGAGAAUGCCUUGGAUACUCUUACAAACUGGAGGCCCCGCACAGCAGCCCGCAGCAUGUUCCCUUCCGGGUUGAGGGACAAUCACUGUUUCUUUGCCUGCACCCAAGGCGGUGUGGUAUAUUAUAUCAACCAAGGAGGCGCCUGUGUCGAGGUUAUGAAGUGCGGAUCCCAGCCGCCCAUUGUUCAGAUGCUCUGGCAUCCAAAAAAGGAUGCCGUCAUCUGCCUGAUGGAGGAUCUGACCGUUACCCUGUUUCUGGUGGAAUCCACGGGAAUUCUAACGGAACUAGAUCGAGUCAAAAUGAGCGGACGAGGAGGUGGUCGGCAAGGUGGCAUUGCCUGGUCGGGAAACAGUCUGGCCAUCAUCACGGGUGAUCUGUUUGUUCGCAUUUGGGACAUCGAACGGAGCGACAACUAUCUCCUUAAAAUGGACUUGCCCAGCGGUACCCAGAUGGGAUCUUCGCAGACCAGUCUGAGCAACGGAACCAUCUCCUCCUCGAAUCAGUUCUUUAGCCAGGACAGCACCGAAAGCAGCAGUGUGACUCGAAAAACUCCAAAGUACGGAAACAUGAGCGGAGAGAUUUUCACCUGCCUGGCCUACAGCUCCUCGAAUCAGACGUUGUGUGCGGGCACAUCCCAAGGAAACCUAUACACUUGGAAGAGGAGCGGCAGCCGGAUGGUAAAUGCUCCCGAGGACGCUUGGCAGCUGACCAAUGUGUCCACUGUGAGAGGAGCUAUCCGGAGCUGCGAGUGGGGUUUCAAUGAGCUGGCCAAGCCAUGCAUGCUGGUGAACUGUCUAUCGAAUGUUUUCAUGCUGAAGGAGCAACCACUGCUGGCUUUCCACACCCGGGAGCUGUGGGCAGUGCAGCGUGCUGCCAAAUCCGUGCAACUCACGCACUGCAGUGGCAGGGAGACCACCGUGCAGUCGGAGUUCGCUGUCACGGCCUUGGCUCUAAACGAACUGAGCCUGGUGAUGAGCAAUGGUCGCAGAAUAUCGUCCUAUAGUCUGCAGAAAGUCGAGAAAAGUCUGGACGAGUUCGAUGAGAUUCUGGAGGCAGUGGAGGGUCCACCGACCACAACCCCAACCACGGCUACUCCCUUGAGCGUGAAACUCCUGCAAACCUUUCCCGCGGAAUGUUUGUCCUUGAGCUUGUACAACCAGAACAUCUUCUGUUUGGCCAAUAGCGACAUUAUGGUGUACUCCGUGGGAGGAGUGGUACUGCAUCGCAUCCAGGCCAGCGACAUCGAGGGAAAAAUCAUCGGAAUGGAUUUGAGUGGCUGCUACCUCUCGGUCUUCACCAUGAAUGGCUAUGUGAAGGCCUAUGAUGUUUCGCGACAUGACCCGAAACUACUGUUUCCCAGCAAGUCGGGCCACGACAUCUUCGACGACUUCGGGGAGUUCAUUUCCGUGAAGUGCAAUAGCCAGGGCAGUCACCUGGGAAUGGUGAUAGCCAGCAGUAACUUCACGCCCAUAUCGGUGUUGUAUUGCUGGGAUUUCGAACGCAACAAUCUUCUUGACUACGAUCUGCCGGACGAGGCGGCCAUUGGUCCCAAGAAGGAUAGUUCCUCCUCCAGCCUCCCGGUGCGUAUUUUCUGGGACUCCGAGGAGCCCCGGCUGCUGGCCAUGGAGGUGAGAUCCAUAAUACAGAAGAAUCUGCCGCAGAAGAAUCCGCAACAGCAGCCCAGUCACUACGUCCAAUCCAAGAUACUUUUGCUCUUUUACUCGGAGAGGGGAAGCCUGAAUGUCCUGGAAACCCAAAAUAUGACCCCCGGAUCUCAGUUGCUCAACCUCUGCAUACCCAAUGUUAUUCGCCUGAAGAUCAAUGCGGUGGAGGAGCAACCUCUUCAGGAUUUCGUGGAUCUUCAGCAGUGCGAUGCUGUGACCAGAAAGCAGGUCCUGAACUUCAGUCUCUAUGUGGCCGAAGGAAACAUGGACCUGGCCUAUCGAAGUAUUCGCUCGAUUCAGUCAAAGGUGAUUUGGACUAAUUUGGCCAAGAUGUGUGUGCACACGAACCGACUGGACGUGGCCAAGGUGUGCAUGGGCCAUCUGGAACAGGCGCGAUCGGUUCGAGCCCUGCGCCAGGCCAUGGAAGACGAUGAUCUGGAAAUCGAGGCCAAGGUGGCUGUGUUGGCCAUCGAACUGGGCAUGAUUGAGGAGGCCAAGGAUCUGUACCGGCGCUGUAAGCGGUACGAUCUGCUCAACAAACUCCUGCAGGCCACUGGUCACUUGGAUGAGGCACUGCAGGUGGCGGAGUCCGAGGAUCGGAUUCAUCUGAAGCACACAUACUACCAAAAGGCACAGGAGCUGCGGGAACGAGGCGACAUCAAGGGGGCUCUGGAGUAUUUCGAAAAGACCCAGAACCCCUCCCAGAAUAUAACACAGCUGCUGUUGGAGAAUCCGGCGGCCAUGAAACGAUAUAUUCAGACUACGACCGAUCCCAAGCUGCUCAAGUGGUGGGGACAGUACAUCGAGAGUUCGGGGGAUAUGGAUGCUGCCCUCGCUGUCUACCACAAAGCAGAGGACUGGUUCUCGCAAGUGAAGAUUCUCUGCUACCUGGGAAAGAUCUCCAAGGCGGAUGCCAUCGCCAGGCAGUCGGGCGACAGAGCCGCCUGCUAUCACCUGGCACGUCACUACGAGAAUGUGGGAAAAUUCCAGGAGGCCAUCAUGUUCUUUACGCGUGCCCAGACCUUCAGCAACGCCAUUCGAAUCUGCAAGGAGAACGACUUUCAGGAGGAGCUCUGGACGGUAGCCAGCUCCUCGCGGCAGAGGGACAAGGCCAUUGCUGCCGCCUAUUUCGAGGAGUGCGGUAACUUCAAACACGCCGUGGAGCUUUACCACCGUGCCGGGAUGCUGCACAAGGCCCUGGAGAUGGCCUUUGAGUCCCAGCAGCCGGAGAUCCUCGAAAUCAUUGCCUCCGAGCUAGUCCCAGAGUCAGAUGCGGAGCUAAUAAACCGCUGCGCCGACUUCUUCUGCAGCAUCGAACAGUUUCAGAAGGCGGUGCAGCUACUGGCCAAAACCCGGCAUCUGGAAAGAGCUAUGAACAUCUGCUUGGAGAAAGGCGUACCCGUGACUGAAGAGCUCUCCGAGAUGCUCACCCCGGAAAAGGGAGAGUUCGAGGAGGCGACGCGUGUCAACAUCCUCACCCAGCUGGGGGAGCUGCUGCAACAACAGGGCGACUACCACAGCGCCACCAAGAAGUUUACCCAGGCGGGCGACAAAAUGCGAGCCAUGAAGAGUCUCCUGAAGUCGGGCAACACGGACAAGAUCAUCUUCUUUGCCAACAUGUCCCGUCAGAGGGAGGUCUACAUCAUGGCUGCCAAUUAUCUGCAGGCCUUGGACUGGCAGUCGGAUGCCACGAUCCUGAAGCACAUCGUCAGCUUCUAUACGAAAGGCCAGGCCUUCGAUUCGCUGGCCAACUUUUAUGCCAUUUGCGCCCAGAUCGAGAUCGAGGAGUUUCAGGACUAUGGCAAGGCUCUGACCGCCAUGCAGGAGGCCUCCAAGUGCCUGGAGAAGCUUAGCCACGCCCAGCACGCCUACAACAAUCUGCAGCGAACGGUGACGGAUGUGAAGAGCAUCCUGGAGAUCCAGCAGGCACUCAGAGACGGCGACCACCAGCACGCCAUCGGGGCCUGUCGCAGCGUGUUGGUUAAGCCUGAGCUGCCGCCCAUUCGACACGCCCACAUCCUGGCCAUGCUGGUGCGGGCCUUGGUAUACGCCAAGCAGUAUCCUGAAGCAGGCAGAGCUCUCAAGGAGCUGGCCGUCAAGGACAACUCGUGGAGUGCCUCGGGGCUCUUGGAGCGUGCUGUGGUCCAGAAAAUCGCCAAGGAGUGUGACCUGGACUUUGAACUGAUCUGGAACUCGGGUCGCCAGGCGACUGCCUCCACAAGUGGCACCACAGCCACUAGAAUGUCCAGCACCUCGGGCAUGACGACAAGCUACGACGAUGACGAGGCGGAUGAUGAGGAGAUCACCGAGGAGCUGCAUUAGGUGACUCAAGAACGCGAGAACACCCGAACUAGUC